Molecule: messenger RNA, 2024 nt
Organism: Parathielavia appendiculata
Lineage: Eukaryota; Fungi; Ascomycota; Sordariomycetes; Sordariales; Chaetomiaceae
Product: MFS general substrate transporter
Exons: 11
Coding region: 138-1847 (569 amino acids)
Biological process (GO): transmembrane transport
Cellular component (GO): membrane
Molecular function (GO): transmembrane transporter activity
Source: RefSeq, a predicted model, not a curated record
GGGCUUCGCAACUGGUAAGAGGUGAUGUCAAUACGUCCUUUGAUCGUUAGUAUAAGAAACGGACGUCCAGCGGUUACACAGGGAAGAAGUGGUCCAGGGAACAGCUGAGACUCGUUGUUGAUACCAACUCCGCGGUAAUGGCUACCGUUCUCAUCAAAGACAAGGCCGUCAAGGUCGAAACAGAGCUUGUCAGCAAGCUGGGCCCUGACAGCUCGACCACGUCCGUGAACACUAUCCCGCCCCUCGCAGAACCCAUCCAGGAGAAGCGGUUCUGGUUCCAGAGAACUAAGGCUUACGACCCGGAUGCCAUUGCCACCCAGCCCAGCGUGUUUGAUGACACGGACACGGCAGAACGAUACCAACCUCCUCCCAAGUGGGAGAACACGCAUCGCUUCGACCCGCUGGCGCGGUGGACAUGGCGCGAGGAGUACGGCUUGAUCCGCAAGAUUGACUUCCGGAUCAUGGUGUGGACCUGCAUCAUGUUCAUGGCUCUGGAGCUUGACCGAGCCAAUAUCUCGCAGGCCCUGACCGACAAUUUCCUCCCGGACCUCGGGAUGACUACCAAUGACUACAACCUCGGCAGCACCAUCUUUAGGCUCUCGUUCCUCUGUGCCGAACUGCCGUCCCAACUGGUGUCCAAGUGGGUGGGACCGGACCGCUGGAUACCGGCGCAGAUGACGCUCUGGAGCAUUGUGGCCAGCGCCCAGUUCUUCCUGUCUGGCCGCACGUCGUUCCUGGUCUGCCGCUGCUCGCUGGGCGUGCUGCAAGGCGGCUUCAUCCCUGAUGUGAUCUUGUACCUUUCGUACUUUUACAAGCAUCACGAGCUGACGAUACGGCUGGGGUUCUUUUGGACAGCCAUGAGCAUCGCCGACAUUAUCUCUGCCCUCCUUGCCUACGGUAUACUGCAUAUGCGGGGCGUCCAGGGCCAUUCUGGUUGGAGAUGGCUGUUCCUGAUCGAGGGUUUAUUGACGCUUGUUAUUGGUCUCUUCUCGUUCCUUCUCAUGCCAGCUGGGCCAUGCCAGACAGCGAGCUGGUUCCGGGGCAGCAAUGGGUGGUUCACCGAGCGCGAGGAAACGAUCAUGGUGAACCGAGUCUUGCGGGAGGACCCAAACAAGAGCGAUAUGCACAACCGGGAGCCCAUCACGCUCAAGCUCCUUUGGCAGAGCCUUAAGGACUAUGACCUCUGGCCGCUGUAUAUUCUGGGCCUAACGUUCCAGAUCCCAAUGGUGCCCCCGCAACAGUAUCUCACCCUUUCUCUCCGGGGCUUGGGUUUCGACACCUUCCAGUCAAACUUGCUGGCCAUACCAUACACUAUUGGCCACAUUAUCACGAUGCUCGGCAUAGCCUACCUUGCCGAAGUCCUCGGCCAGUUAACGCUGGUGGCUGGGGCCUCACAGAUAUGGGCACUGCCGUUCCUGAUCUACCUCAACGUCGUGGAUACAGCCAAAGUUAGCAGAUGGAUCAUCUAUGCCGUCACCACGCUGCUGCUCAGCUACCCCAACGCACAUCCGAUCCAGGUCGCAUGGAACUCGCGGAAUUCGAACACUGUCCGGUCCCGCACCGUGUCUGCGGCCUGCUACAACAUGUUUGUCCAGGCAAGCGGCGUCAUCGCCUCCAACAUCUACCGGGCUGACGACGCGCCGCUGUACCGACGCGGAAACCGGCAACUGCUCGGAAUCCUCUGCAUGAACAUUGUGCUGUACGGCCUGGUGAAGGCAUACUAUGUCUUCCGCAACAAGCAGAGAGAAAGGAAGUGGAACGCCAUGACUCCCGAGGAGCGGUUGGACUACCUGGCCACCACAACCGAUCAGGGCAACAAGAGAUUGGACUUCCGGUUCCAGCACUAGGGGCAGGCUGCUGCGAGCUCAGCGGGGUCCCCGUUGGUGGGUGGACCGUCAUUUCAGAGACUGUCGAGAGCAUGGCACGCUCGCUGGCGGAAGGAGAAACCAUAAGAAAUAGACAGCCACAAACGGUAAAUAAUGGGUAUUGGCCGGAGAAAUGAAGAAGGAUAAGAGAGCUUAUGA